Molecule: messenger RNA, 3999 nt
Organism: Grus americana (Whooping crane)
Lineage: Eukaryota; Metazoa; Chordata; Aves; Gruiformes; Gruidae
Gene: ABAT
Product: 4-aminobutyrate aminotransferase
Exons: 18
Coding region: 444-1946 (500 amino acids)
Biological process (GO): GABA catabolic process
Cellular component (GO): mitochondrion
Molecular function (GO): pyridoxal phosphate binding
Source: RefSeq, a predicted model, not a curated record
AGGCAGGUACCGCGGGGGCCUGCGGCGGCGCCUGCCAAACCCAGCCCGGCGCCACGGAGCGCGGCGGCCGGAGGAGACGCAGCCCCGCACCUCCUGAAACCUGCCGAAAAGGCAUUCAGUUGAACUCAGAGUCCCAGGGGUCCGAGUUGGUGGGCUACACCCACAUGUCAGAGGUACUGGAUUAGCAACGGGCAGAGCCAGAUUAUCUGUGUCUGUCCAAGCUAAGCUGCAGGGUCGCAGCUCAGAGUUUCGUCCGGGUGAUGCCUGUCCUCACUGCCAGCAGUGGCAAGUGGCUGCUGGAGGGAGCUGACAGCAAUGGCAUUUCUCACGAAUGCAGCCGGCAGCAGCCUACUCUAAAGUGAAGGAGAGCGACGUUUUCAACCGAACGUCAGCCAGAAAGAGAUCUCUCAAGAUUGAGUCUUUCUGAGUAAAGAAAAGAUAAAAUGGCAUCAAUGUUGCUUAGUCGACAACUGACCUGUUGCUUGCAGCAAAACUCCAGGCUGCUCGUAUUUGGACACAGAUAUAUCAGUCAAGCUGCAGCUAAAAUUGACGUGGAUUUUGAUUAUGAUGGACCUCUAAUGAAGACAGAAGUUCCUGGACCACGAUCUAGAGAAUUAAUGAAGCAGCUGAAUGGAAUUCAGAAUGCAGAAGCUGUACACUUUUUUUGCAAUUACGAAGAGAGCCGAGGGAACUACCUAGUAGAUGUAGAUGGCAAUCGCAUGCUGGAUCUCUACUCUCAGAUUUCAUCCAUCCCAAUAGGUUACAGCCAUCCCUCUCUGAUAAAGCUUCUACAGCAGCCACAGAACUUGAGCACUUUUAUCAACAGACCUGCCCUAGGGAUUUUACCUCCAGAGAACUUUGCAGAAAGACUGAAGGAAUCUUUGUUAUCGGUGGCUCCUAAGGGCCUGCCACAGGUGAUCACCAUGUCUUGUGGAUCCUGCUCUAAUGAAAAUGCCUUUAAAGCAAUAUUUAUGUGGUACAGAAACAAGGAGAGGGGCCAUAAUAAUGUCACAAAAGAGGAACUGGAAUCUUGCAUGAUUAACCAGCCCCCCGGCUGCCCCGACUACGCCAUGCUCUCCUUCAUGGGUGGCUUCCACGGAAGGACCCUGGGUUGCUUAGCUACAACUCACUCUAAAGCAAUUCACAAAUUGGACAUUCCAUCGCUGGACUGGCCUAUUGCUCCAUUUCCAAGGCUAAAGUAUCCUCUGGAAGACUUUGUGAAAGAGAAUCAACAGGAAGAAGCCCGCUGUUUAGAGGAGGUGGAAGACCUGAUUGUAAAGUACAGGAAAAAGAAGAAGAUUGUGGCUGGAAUCAUUAUAGAACCGAUACAGUCAGAGGGUGGGGACAAUCACGCGUCAGAUGACUUCUUCAGAAAGCUACGAGAUAUUGCCCGAAAGCAUGGCUGUGCAUUCUUGGUGGAUGAGGUGCAGACAGGAGGCGGCUGCACAGGAAAAUUCUGGGCACAUGAACAUUGGGGCCUGGAUGACCCAGCUGAUGUGGUAACGUUCAGUAAGAAGAUGAUGACAGGAGGAUUUUUCCACAAAGACGAGUUCAGGCCAAAUGCUCCCUAUCGGAUUUUUAAUACCUGGCUUGGAGAUCCAUCCAAGAACCUUAUGCUUGCUGAAGUCAUUAAGGUUAUUAAGAGAGAAGACCUUCUAAACAAUGCAACCCACGCUGGGAAAGCACUGCUGACCGGGCUGCUGGAUUUACAGGCUCGUUACCCCCAUCUUAUCAGCAGAGUGAGAGGAAGAGGAACAUUCUGCUCGUUUGACACUCCAAAUGAUGCAACUAGAAACAAGUUAAUUACAAUAGCCAGAAACAAAGGUGUUGUGCUGGGAGGCUGUGGUGACAGAUCGAUUCGUUUUCGUCCAACGCUGAUCUUCAAGGAUCAUCAUGCACACCUCUUUCUGAACAUUUUCAGUGACAUCUUAGCAAACUUCAAGUAAAAAGCAGUUCCCUCGCACUGAACAGCUGAUUAUGAAAUUAGUUUGCAUUAAUUCAUGUCUUCUCUACUUACAAGAUAAGUGUAAAGUCAUAAACUAAGGUUUGUGUUCUGUCUGUAAUCCUGCCCAAGGCCAGCUGCUCCAUGCAAACUCGACACAGGCAGAGCAUCGGUACUGGUCACCAGCAGGUACAUGCAGCUGUCCCACACUGUGCAUUUGUAGAAGCUGUGGCCCCUGUCUUCCGGCUUGGGUCAUGUUAAUGGCAGAGUCCUCUCUACGUUCCCAGCCCUGACUCUUUGAUUGCCUAAAUAUGAUCUGGUACAGUCCCUGUUCACAGGUCACCAAUCCCAGCACAUUUACUCUUGGGUCCAGAAGCAGCAAUAGGUGUGGCGCAACACUUAAAGCCACAUGCCUGCCAUACAGAAAGUGCCAUUCUCUAAUGGUAGCUGGAAUAAAAUAGGUGUUUCACGGAAAGCUCUGCUUUCCACCACUGCCAAGUACAGUAUUUUACAGAAUAAUUUCCAGCUUUACUCCCCUGAAUACAGUCACCUGCCACACCAGCUGGAUCAGGACGCCAUCAGCCUCCACGUACUGCUUCAGGGGCCACGUGUGCGGCGCUGUAAGUGGAACUGACGUAGUUGUACUUCUUUUCCUCCUCCUGGAUUUUAAAACUUUUGCCUUGUCUUACAAUCAGACUACUUGUCAAGAGAAAACUAGACCCUGAGUACACAAUCUGACAAAGCUUAGAAAAUCAUGUGAAGCACAUUAUUUCCACCUCUGUCAGCAAUCUAGAAUGAUUUUAGAUUAUUUUACCGUAACACACAAUAGCCAUUAAUUUCUCUAUUGGAAGUUCUACAUGAAUACUUCAGGUGUUUUGUAAAACUACAGCACAGUUGCUUGACCUUAGCCAUUACCUGACAUCAGAGCCACUACAGCGAAGGCCUAGUCCUAAUUGCAUAUUUAUAAUGCAAAGUAAUUCUAUUUUUGUUCUAUUAAUUCUAAGUCAGUGAUACUUCAGAGAUCUAGAAAGCCACAGGAUCAAAAAGUGUCAACAGUGGAUUAAGUUGUUUCUCUUCAGAUAAUUGUUUUGGAUGUCUCUUUACUAUGUGCUCUUUGCUGAUCGCUUAAGGCUGACUUGAACUAGGUCUGGUGCCUUUUUUUUUUCUUUCUCUUGGCUGGCAAGCACCUGAGUUUUGCUUACUAAGUUUAACUUUCUGUUGUGCACCACAAAACAGGGACCACAGUGGACUUUCCAGUUGCCCUAUGAGGAUCUGACCACAAUUUUUAAGUAUGUAAUAAGAGACAGAGCAAUUAAAAGAUUUACAGGUUUAAUACAGCUAUCAAAAUGGAAAAGGUUUCUUACCUGCUUUGAGAAGUGUUGAUCAUGGCUUUCCCAUUUUAUUUUUUGAGUGCUGGUAUUGGGAAUCUCAAGUACGCUCAAUUCUGCUCACUUAAAAAUAAUGGGAUUUCUGUAAACCUCUCUGCAGAAACCAGAAUUCUAGUACCAGCUGGUCAGAGCCUGAGCAGGUUUUUGAACAGAGGUUGGAAAAAUCUGGGGGAAGGACUGGUGACUUGGCGUUCCACAAAACCUCAUUGUCAUCGCUGUCCUUGUACGCGUAUUAUCAGCAAGAGGAAAGUCAAACCGAGCACUGUAUUUGACAGCAUUUUGUUCAACAUAUCAGUGCAGUAGUUUUAGUAAAUGUCUCUAGCAAGUCUUGUACUUUUACAGAAGCAAAGGUCAAGUAAUUUGAAGUCUUACCACAUCUUCACUUUUAUUAUGAAUACUCUAGCCGUUUUUAUAAUUUUUACUGACAGUCAGUAACUGUAUAAUUGUGUACAACAUGUUGAUGAAAUCAUGUUAGAGUAUACAUAGAAAGCACUGCAGCUGAGCAUAUAAAGUUAAUAUUGUUUACAGCAUACUGUGGACAGUGCCAAAUAAAUGUUGAAACAAAUACUUAACUACACUUCAUGGUGUAACUAGUAAAUGUACACAGAUUCAUGAAAAAUGACAUCUCAUGUGUAAUCAAUAUUCUUAAAUAAAAUAUUUAUAAUUGAA